AUGUCUGGUCCCUCGACGGAGCAAUUCUAUCCCGAGGGCGAGUUCAACCUCCAGCCUUCUGGUAACUACACCUGCCUCACCCGAGUCGAAUGGCACCCCAACAAGGGCAUGCUCACGCUGGACGCGCUGAUGGGAUCGCUGAAGGACGAGCUGCAGUAUGCCGACGUGAAGAGGCAGCUGACUGAACUGCAGAAGACGAAGAACCUGCUCGCACAGCCCCUGGAUCAGCCUAUCAAGCAGAAGCUCACGCGCGAGGAGGCCUAUGAGAAGAAGAAGGAAGAGAUCACCGACAAGUGGGAGACCACCGUCCGGGAGAACCGAAAGGCCGAUCACCUCAAAUUCCCGUUUGCCGAGCCGGCGCCAGAGAAGCUCACCGCAGCCAAGUUGGCCCUGAUCGACACGCCCCAAAACGAUCUGGAGAGGGGCAUUGCCGACAUUCUGGCGCAGUCCGGAGUUACGAAGCAGGCGAUCGAUCACUUCGAGGGCCUCGACAUGAACGAACUCAGCACCGACGAGGUCAAACAGAGGGAGGCGCAGAUCAAGAAGAUGAAGGCCGUCCUGUUCUACGAGGAGUCCAAGGCCAAGCGGAGGAAGAAGAUCAAGUCCAAGGCGUAUCAUCGCAUUCUGAAGAAGCAGAAGCAAAAGUCCGCGAUGUCGCUGGACGAGCUGGGCCAGCUGGACGAGGAAACGGCGCGCGCAGAGGCCGAGAAGAUCGAGCGCCUCCGAAUCCAGGAGAGGAUCACCCAGAGGCACAAGAACAAGGGCAAGUGGGCGCAGAGACAACUGACGCGAGGCCACCUCGACACCGAGACCCGCCAGGCCAUCUCGGAGCAGAUCAAGAUCAGGGACCAGCUGUUGAAGAAGCAGAUGAACGCGAACGAGGAUGACGAUGCCGAUAUUGACGACAUGAACGAGGAGGAGCUGCAGGAGGCCCUGGACAUGCUGGAGAAGGAGGAGGCGCCGCAGGUCACCAAGGGAUUGAUGGGAAUGGACUUCAUGAAGCGCGGUCAGAAGCGGCGCGCCGACGAGAUGCGGGAGGCCAAGGAGGAGUGGGAGCGGGACAUGGAGGAGAUGAUGCGCCAGCGCGACGCCGACAGCGACGACGAGAACCUCGAGGCCGAGGCGAAGGCGCCCGAGGAGACCGAGGUGAAGGGCAGGCGCACGGUUCAAAAGGACCUGGGCACCACGCAGGCCGGGUCGUCUGGUUCGUCGGCGCCGGUCAAGUUCUCGGGCGCCACCCACCAGACCGAGAAGGCCGCCCUCUCCAGCGGCCGCACCGUCAGGAUGAGCGGUCACGCCACCAUCGACGUGCCCGCUCUUCUCAAGAAGGGCACCAAGCAGACCACGAAGGAGCCCGAGAUCGCCAACAUUUUUGCCGUGGAGGAGUUCCCCGACGUCGAGGGUGCGGGACCCGUCGUGCAUGACGUGAACAAGACGAAGGACGAGGUGGCGGCCAUCCUCAAGGAGAGCGAGGGCCAGGCCGAAAGCAAGCGAACCAACAAAAAGAAGAAGGUGAAGAAGGCCAACAACGGCGAGACCCCGGAGAAGAGCAAGGCCGCCCCGGCCCGGAAGCAGACUCCCACCAAGGCCGCCGCCGUCAGCAGCAGCGCGUCGUCGGAAGUCGAUACGCAGACGACGGUGGAGGAGGAAGAGGCUCUGGCCUCGCCCAAGCCCAAGGGUCCGCUGUCGGUGGCGCACAUCAAGGCCCCGACCGCUCGCCCGCAGGCCGUGCCCGACGAAGAGGACGAGGCCGACCACAUCUCGACCACGACCACCACCACCAAGACGUCGCGCCACGCUCCCCGAAACCCGGAGGUGCACGACAUGGAGAACCCGUGGAUGAAGAGGUCGUCGGCCGCGACGGGCGUCGUAGCCAAGAAGACCGCGCACUCGGUCAUCACCGCUUCGCACGCCGGCACCACCGCCGACGACAAGGUGUCCAAGAAGCAGAAGAAGGAGGCGCUCGGCAAGAGGCAGCAGGCGGAGACCACCCUCAAGAUCAACGUGGAGCGGCUCAUCACCGAUGUGGCCUCCGCCCAGGUCAAGGAGCACGACGACGACCGAUCGGGCGCCGACAGCGGUAACGGGUCUUCUUCUUCGUUCAAUCUGCUGGCGUCGGCGACCGAGGAGCAGAAGGAGCUCAUCAAGCGGGCCUUCGCCAACGACGACGUGGUCGAGGAAUUCAAGGCGGCCAAGCGAGCGGAACUGGAGGCCGACGCUCCGGCUCCGGCCAAGCCGACGGUGAUGCCCGGCUGGGGCGCGUGGGUGGGCGAGGGCGUGACCAAGCCUACGCGUCCGCCCAAGAAGCAGCCGCGCAUCCAGAAGCCCAAGCGAGCCAAGGACGGGCUCCCGGUCAAGCCACCCACCAGGACCGACGACGGCCUCGACCACGUCAUCAUCAACCAGAAGCGAGACAAGAAGUUCGCGCGCUAUCGGGCCGACCAGCUUCCCUCGACGUUCCGAAAGCAGCCGGAGCUCUACGAGGCGCAGCUCCAGACGCCCCUCGGCAGGGAGUGGAACACGCAGCACGUCUUCAACAGCAUCACUCGCCCUCGCAUCGAGACGAAGGCGGGCCACAUCAUCCGACCCAUCUCGCAGCCCCUCGCCAAGAAGCAGAAGCAGGAGGAGGACCAGGGCGAGCCCGUCAACCGUGGUGCUGCCGUCGCCGGCAACAAGCGGAAGCGAGCCGACACCAAGAACGCCAAGCAGACCGCCAAGAAGUGA
Molecule: messenger RNA, 2724 nt
Organism: Acanthamoeba castellanii str. Neff
Lineage: Eukaryota; Discosea; Longamoebia; Acanthamoebidae
Product: Utp14 protein
Exons: 13
Coding region: 1-2724 (907 amino acids)
Biological process (GO): rRNA processing
Cellular component (GO): nucleolus; small-subunit processome
Source: RefSeq, a predicted model, not a curated record